Molecule: messenger RNA, 3105 nt
Organism: Adineta ricciae
Lineage: Eukaryota; Metazoa; Rotifera; Eurotatoria; Adinetida; Adinetidae
Source: the annotation of a GenBank genome assembly
AUGCGUUUGACAUUAUAUUGUGUCGGAAUACUUCUGUUGACGAUUUGCUGUUGGCAAUGUAUGGCAAGACCUAAACACGACAAAGUAUCAUCAAAAGAUGAAUCAAAUUCCAAAGAACAUUCCCAUUCCGAAGAGCAUGACCAUUCGAAGGAACGUGGACAUUCCCAUUCGGAAGAGCACGAUCAUUCGAAGGAACGUGGACAUUCCCAUUCGGAAGAGCACGACCAUUCGAAGGAACGUGGACAUUCCCAUUCGGAAGAGCACGAGCACUCCAAGGAACGUGAACAUUCCCAUUCGAAAGAGCACGAUCAUUCCAAGGAACGUGAACAUUCCCAUUCGGAAGAGCACGACCAUUCACACUCUGGAGAACAUGAUCAUUCUAAAGAAAAAGAACCACCAAAAAAGAAAAAUAAAAAGUGCAUGAAUGGAAAAAUUAGCAAACAAGAGACUGAUAUCGACUGUGGAGGUAAGCAUUGUCCACCAUGUGCUGAUAAGAAGAAGUGUCGGGCUGAUCGUGAUUGUGCAAGCGGAUUCUGCAAUAAGGAUAACAGAUGUGCUCAAAGAUCAACAAAAAUGCCAUCGGUUACAACAACUACUCAAGGAACAACAACAACGACCGAGGAACCAAUGACGACAACUGAAGAACCCAUGACGACAACUACUGAAGAACCAAUGACGUCAACCACUGAAGAACCCAUGACGACAACUGAAGAAUCCAUGACGACAACUACUGAAGAACCAAUAACGACAACUGAAGAAUCAAUGACAACAACUACUGAAGAACCAAUAACGACAACUGAAGAACCAAUGACAACAACUACUGAAGAACCAAUGAUGACAACUGAAGAACCGAUGUCGACAACACCUGAAGAAUUACUUGGAGCAAUCGUGGAGGAAACAACACAAGCAUAUCCUGUUUGCAAUCCUGGAUGUGAAAAUGGCGGCAGUUGCAUUGGCGACAAUGUUUGUCAUUGUCCAGAAGGCUUUAGUGGUUCAUUAUGUGAAGUUCAAUCAACUGGUUUAUGCUUUGAUAACGACGAAUUUGUUGGAGAACCAAUUCUAAAAGUCACAUUUGGAAAGGGUUCACGUCAGUUUUCUUCUGCCUUACCUUCUGAAUUCAAUUUUACUACAACAUACAAACAACGACGAGAACCAGCCAUACAUGAUGGUUACUUUGCUUUGCUCAACUCCAUUUACAACCAUAAUGAUGCUUGGCAUACUGGCGCAAAAGAUCAUACAGGAGACGAAGGUGGAUACAUGUAUUUAGUCAAUGCAAACUUUGAACCAGGCCAAUUUUACAAUGGUAGAGUCGACAAUUUAUGCGUCGGUCUGCGUUACGAAUUUUCGGUUUACUUGGCUAAUCUCUGUAAAAAAUCAGGCAAAAUCGAACCAAACGUUCUCUUCGAAGUUCGUUCCGUCCACGGAAAUGAAUUACUUGCUCAAUUGAAUUCAGGCAAUGUUCCUGAAACCAGUACAUUGGCUUGGAAGAAGUACGGUUUUUCGUUCGUCGCAACGGAAAGCUCAGUAAAUCUCUUAAUGCUUUCAAAUACACGUGGCGGUACCGGCAAUGACCUCGUCAUCGACGAUAUUGCAUUACGUGUCUGCGCUCACAAAGGUUCAGGAAUUCCAUUGAUUGAUCAAACCUACUUUUUAGCUGAUUGUACCAUGAGGCGUUGUAUCAAUCGACUGACUUUCUUUUUUAUUCAGUCCAGUGGAAGAAAACGAUGGAGAUCACGAUGGCUAAUGAUACUUGGUACUAUUAUCUGUACUGUAUUCUAUUUUCAAAUUCCAGUUAAUGAUACUAAGCUGAUGCAAAAUCAUUUUCCCAACAAGAGCACCAUAGCAACACGGAAUCACACUACACCGGAAGCUGUAUUUGUUGAGAUUCAAAACAUCUUCGAUAAUCAAAUAUUACAUAGAAAUAACAAACAUCUCACACAAUUUUCUGGUCAAUAUAGAGAAAUAUCAUCCAUAUCAGCGACGAAUUACAGUAUUCAUGAAUACAUGCUCGAAGAAAUCUUGUUCCUUAUUACUACACAUGCAAGACGGAUUCUCACAACGAUACAUUUUCUAAAGUUUUGGGCGACUCGUCCCGGUAUCAAUUGUCUUAUCGUUUUCCACGAAACGGAUUUUAUGAACUAUACCAAUAUCACCGACUUUCUUCUUCAACAAGGAGUUCUUUGUGAGAUACAAACAUCGCCAGUGGAACGUUAUGAACAAAGAUACUUUGAAUUAUUCUAUAACGGUUGGAAAAAACAGGAAAGUGAUAGUCAUCAGAAUGAACGGAGGAAGAUACAAUGGUUUGCUGUGGGCGAUGAUGAUACAAUUUGGUUUGUGAACAAUCUUCUGCAUGUUCUUCGCCAAUAUAACUCUUCAGACGCAAUCUAUUUGGGAAACACGUCUACUAAAAAGUUUAUACUUAAACGACAUGGCGCGUUCUUCGGCUAUGGUGGUGCGGGUAUUGUUUUCAGUCGGUCGUUAGCGUUAUCAUAUGUACAGCAUCGCCAACAAUGUGAACGAUUCUACGCUUCAUUCGGUGGGGAUGAAAUGAUCGGUAAAUGUGUUGUUGAAGAGUUAAGAGUGAAUCUAACGAGAGAACACCAUUUCCACCAGAUGGAUCACUAUGGAAACAUGCUUGGUAUGCUGGAAAGUGGAAUGGAUGGGUUAGUCACUUUGCACCAUAUGUCUAGUCAUUGGAAACCGUAUCCUACUUUAAACAUGAACAACACAGAAGAAGCAGUGCAUCGUUUAAAUACUGCCUAUUCUACCUUCGACAAAUCCUUUCUAAAAAGAUAUUUUUAUGUUAAUCAUGACACGAAUCAAAGCGUGCUGUUAACUAUGGGCCAUUCAGUUAGUGUACUCAAUCGCAUCCUAACUACUGAAGAUUUAUCCAUGGUGGAAAGAACAUGGUGCUGUGAUGAGAUGAUUGAUCGAAGAUUUCGGGCAGAAGAAACAAAUAAGACGACUUGGUAUUUUCAACAACUUAUCAAUGAGACCUGUAUCGACGGUAUCAGAUAUGAAAUGAUUUACGAAAGAACAGUUGGUAGUUAUGACCAAUAUUCCAGUAUUAAAGUUACUUUCUCACUCUUAACGUCACCUAACUGA